This is a messenger RNA of Thermothielavioides terrestris NRRL 8126, 795 nucleotides long. RefSeq lists its product as uncharacterized. Lineage: Eukaryota; Fungi; Ascomycota; Sordariomycetes; Sordariales; Chaetomiaceae. The record is from RefSeq and is a predicted model, not a curated record. The coding region runs from base 1 to 795 and encodes 264 amino acids. The transcript has 3 exons.
AUGGCCAACGAGGAUGACAUCAGCAGCGUGGAACAAAAGACGCUCUCUAUCGUGAGGAAUCUGCUCGUUGCACCAGACGGAACCGAGCACGCGACAGCAGACGCCCUGGAGGCGUUGCACGCUUACUACCGAGAAACGUUCUGCCAUCCAGAUGACCCUUCCUGGAAACGAAAUCCCGCUCGUGGGACCAUCAUCGUGGCUGGAUCGGCUGUUUCCCAUGUCUUUGACGUGGCGGCAUACGUUCCGUUCAACGAUUUCAAACACAGGCGAUUGGCGGAUCUCGUGAUCGGCUUGAAGAGGAAUGCGGCGCAAGAGUUCAACCCGGACGAUCCUCGAUUGGGCUGGGAUCAGAAAGUAGUGAACGAGGAAGCCCGCGAGACAUGGAACUGUUAUCAUCAUGACUCCAUGGACAGGUGCAACGAAGCGGUCAACAUGUACACGCUUCUUGCGAGGCUUACUGGAGCGGAGACACUGGGUGCCAAUGCGGUUCCAUGGGCAACCGACGACGUCGUUGAAGGCCUCGAAGAACCUGCGUCACGGAACUCGACCCCGCUGGUGUUGAAGGCGGCCGCCGUUAUCGCGACGCAGCACAUCCUCUAUGCUGGCGAAGCGUUGGUGAAAGAGGUAGACGGUGAGAAGUGGAAGACUUGGGCCGCCAAGCUCAGAGAUCUGGCGGACAGCACCCCAGAGGACGCAGAGUGGGAUCUCAAGCACAAUGCCCGAGAGGCCUAUGGCAAGAUGGUUCAGCUGCGGCCAGAGCUGUUUCGGGAGUCGUCCCGGAACACCUCGCAGUAG